GUUGUUUUCCACUGAGUCUGAACGGCAGACUAGCAUCACACGGGGAGGCCCGGCACGUUUUCUCCAGCGCGCCAGAAACCGUCUCUUGUUGUGUCUCCACUUUAAGCGCCAAAAAUAACGAGAGGGAAAUUGUUGUUCGCACACUGCACCGACUCUCAGAAGAUAGCAGAAUUGUGUUGUUUCUUGGUAGAAUAAUCCUUACCCGAGCCGUUUGUUUCGUCUCCAGGUUUGAUGCAGUUCGCAAACAGACAAGCGAUGGAACGACAGUGGCUACCAUGUCUCUUGUACGGCAGUUUUAUUUUACUAUGUAUGUUGGGGACGUGUCUCGGAGAUGGAGUUGAGUACAACGUCAACAGAGAACACGAGGAGCAAGCCAGAAAGAAUAUCACCCGAAUUCUAGACCAACUGACCAACAACUAUGAUAAGAACCUGCGACCUGGGAUCAAAGGUCCACCAGUCACGAUCCAGUGUGAUAUAUUUGCCUUGAGCAUCGGACCAGUCGUAGAAAUAAAUCUGGAAUUUCACAUCGAUGUCUUCUUCAGGCAACGCUGGAACGACCCCCGUCUGAAAUUCAACAGCAGUUCGGUUGAGGUGCUCCCGCUAAAUACCAUCAUGUUGGAGUCGAUCUGGUACCCCGAUACGUACUUCUUCAAUGGUAGGAAAUGCAAGAGGCACACGGUUACCACGCCAAACCGCCUGUUCCGCAUCUCACCUGGCGGGAAUGUUCUCUACACCCAAAGGUUGACCAUCAAAGCUGAAUGUAUGAUGAACUUGGAAAAGUACCCGAUGGACGUCCAAGUUUGUUCCCUCCAUUUCGGCAGCAACAGCUACUCCGAGAAGGAUGUUGUGUAUCGAUGGAAGAACGAGCCGUCCAAUGCCUCAGCCUCCAUCGUAGUAUCUGAGGAUCUGAGAUUCUCACAAUUCUCACUCCAGACUUGGAAAGCUUACAGAGACGUCAAGAUUUCAGACCGUAUAGGUGACCGCACUGUCCUAACGGCCGAGUUCUAUUUGGCCCGUAAUGCCGGGUUCUUCGUGAUCUCCACGUACAUCCCCUGCGUGCUUCUCGUGGUACUCUCAUGGGUCUCUUUCUGGCUCAACCGGGAGGCUACGCCCGCUCGAGUCGCCCUCUGCAUAAUGACUCUUCUGACCAUCACCACCCUGGGAUGGAGUUCGAGGGCCGUCCUCCCUAAGGUCAGCUACGCUAAGGCCAUUGACUGGUUCAUUGUGAUGUGUUUUGGCUUCGUCUUUGCGGCCAUGGUGGAAUACGCUGCAGUGAACUACUUCACGAAGAGACGAGCUGGUAUGCUGCCUGGAAUGGCUGAUGAUGAUGACGAUGACGUGGCACAGGCAGAGGCUGAAACUGUUGAAGCAACCCUCCGUAAGAAGCGUCGGUUUACCCUCUUGAGCAGCUUGACACGUUAUAACAUCAAGGUGAAGAAUGCAGACGAGGCGACCAAGCAAACUUGCCUCAUGGACCUACUUAGCUGCUUGUGUGGUAACGCGGAGUACCGGGACGCACGGUUACGGCAGAGCAGGACCUCCGGUAAGCCGUUCAACAGCGUCAGCCGGAUCGACGUGGUUUCGCGCGUUAUUUUCCCGCUCUCGUUCUUGAUUGCAAACGGGUUGUUCUGGUUCGCCUAUAAGAUCGCUUGAAGACGAAUUUACCAUGAUUGGUAAAUUAAUUUGGAGGGAAUGAUAAGGUUAAAAUAUUGGUUCUAAAGUUCAACUCCAAAAAGUUGGGCAGAUUGGGGGAAUUUUUGGUGAAACAUGCUGAAUGAAUUGGCACUACAGUCAGAGUGUGUCAUUGGAAAGGAAAUUUAGCUGAAAGGAUACUUUAGAUGUUUUCGUUACAAAAAUAUAGGUAUAAUAACAAAUAUGUUUUGAAUUUACAAAAAUGGCUUCCUUUGCUUGUUUGUGCUACUAAUUUUCUGAGGACUAAUCUGCGAAUUACCCUGAUUGUGUGCCAAAGUCCAUGCUUGUAUCGUCAAAAAAAAACUCAAUCGCGUCACAACCCGCCGUGCACAUACCAAAAUAGUUUAGAGAAAUAUUUCCGUAUAGUCUACAAUCAUAGUUUUAGUAAAAAUCAAUAGCAUUUAUAGGAGAACUGAUAAAUCACUGUUGCAUAUUUAGAUUCUCGCAAUCGAUUUAGGUUAAUUAAUGAACUACAUCCUUUUCAUCAUAACCGUUUUGUGUGUGUUUCAAACAACAGAACAUUAGAUUCUCGCAAUCUGGCCACAGAUCUUUUUCUUACGCCGCACCGUUUCCUUGGAAUAGUCUUCCUGUGCAUACUCGCCAAGCUAAUUCUU
Molecule: messenger RNA, 2306 nt
Organism: Asterias rubens (European starfish)
Lineage: Eukaryota; Metazoa; Echinodermata; Asteroidea; Forcipulatida; Asteriidae
Product: gamma-aminobutyric acid receptor subunit alpha-2-like
Exons: 9
Coding region: 232-1653 (473 amino acids)
Biological process (GO): chemical synaptic transmission; regulation of membrane potential; signal transduction
Cellular component (GO): neuron projection; synapse; GABA-A receptor complex
Molecular function (GO): GABA-A receptor activity; benzodiazepine receptor activity; inhibitory extracellular ligand-gated monoatomic ion channel activity
Source: RefSeq, a predicted model, not a curated record